Molecule: messenger RNA, 912 nt
Organism: Vicia faba (fava bean)
Lineage: Eukaryota; Viridiplantae; Streptophyta; Magnoliopsida; Fabales; Fabaceae
Source: the annotation of a GenBank genome assembly
AUGCAAGUGGAUGGAGACAUGUUUGUGGAACAUGAUGUACAUGGUAUAAAAGUAACUAGUAGUAGGCUUAGGUGUGUGAAUGAUUUUGCUGGAUUAGAUGUAAGUGAUGAAGAGGGAGUUGAAGGGUUGAAUGACAUUGAGGAUGAAAGGACUACUGCUAUUGUAGAUGGAUUCGAAGGAAUUGAUGUCACUAUACCAAUUAGGGAGGUUCCAAUAAUAGCUGGUUUGUUACAUUGUCCCAAUAAGAGGAAAUUAGAAGAUGGUGAUUAUGUUAGUGAAGAGCUAGACAACUCAGAUCCAGAUAACUCUGAAGAUGAAAAAAGGCCUAAGUUUGAGAAGUUUGGGAAAGAAAAAUUUAAUAAGAAUUUUAAGUUUAUGGUGGAUCAGAAACAAACUUUUUCCAUUAAGACUAUAAAUGACACAUACACAUAUGUUAUGGUUUUAGACAAUAGAUUUGCAAAUUCAAGGUGGAUGGCCAAGUAUGUUGUGAAGAAAGUGCAAACAACUGAUACAAAGAUAAUUGAGGGGGAUGCAUAUAAGAAAUAUGCUAACCUGUGGAGGUAUGCUGCUGAACUGCAAAGAGUAAAUGCAGGAAAUAUUAUGAAGAUCAACAUUGAUAGGUACCCCAAUGACCAUUAUUUUCCAUUGGCCUUUGGUGUUGUAGAAACAGAAACAAAAGAUAGUUGGAGGUGGUUCAUACAAUUAAUAAUGGAAGAUAUUGAAAAAGACAAUAGAUAUGUCUUUAUUUCAUAUCAGCAAAAGGGUUUGAUAGCAGUUUUCAAAGAGAUGUUUGAAAGAAUUGAGCAUAGACUAUGUUUGAGACAUUUGUAUGCAAACUUCAAGAAAAAGUUUGGAGGUGGAUCAUUGAUAAGAGGUCUAAUGAUGGGAGCAGCAAAAGCAACUUACCAAUAA